Microtus oregoni (creeping vole) is the source of this 11194-nucleotide messenger RNA. RefSeq names its product pleckstrin and Sec7 domain containing 3 (gene Psd3). The record is from RefSeq and is a predicted model, not a curated record. The transcript has 15 exons. The coding region runs from base 388 to 3426 and encodes 1012 amino acids. Lineage: Eukaryota; Metazoa; Chordata; Mammalia; Rodentia; Cricetidae. Gene Ontology annotation, molecular function: protein binding; guanyl-nucleotide exchange factor activity; phospholipid binding. Gene Ontology annotation, biological process: regulation of ARF protein signal transduction.
AUGGUUACAUUAAAGCUAACUCCCGGCAUCUCAGUUACCUCCUUGGAAGUAGUUUUCACAAUUGUAGCAAAGCCUUACAGUGGCUGUUUCGGUAAGCUCCCAAGGUAGAGAGCGCCUGAGGCUGAGCACAGCAGGAGAGCAGGCUCUUCCUGCCUUUGUAAGAGGCUGAGGCUGCAGUUCCUGGGCUCGGCUCAGCUCUGCUUCCAAGUGCUCAAAGUGCUUCCAUUGACUUCACCGUGUGCAGUGCAGGGCAAGAGGGGCCUCCAGGAAAUUUGAAACUAAUUUGCUUCCAGUUGACUAGAACAGCACAUUUUGCAUUAGCUCGCUUCUUUUCUGGUUAACUUUUCUCAAGCGUUAAACUGAUGAACGGGGCAUUUUCUAUGCUCAAUGGGUAACUGCUGGAGCUACAGUAAUCUCUGUGAUCAUGGAGGAAGCACUUUACUGCCACCAGCUGUCACAAACGAAUUUCCAGAAUAUGGGACCAUGGAAGAAGGAGGAGAAGGCCUUAAAGCCUCUCUAGACCUUGAUGCAAAGUCUCUGCCAUGCUGCUCGCCAGAGCAGCAGGCAGUCCACCUUCUUGCUGGACAAGACUCUGUGCUCAACAGUGUUACCGAAGGACCAAAUGAUGCCUCUCAGUGUCACCCUCAGGAACAAAGUUUACAACCUAUUGACUCUUUAAUUUCUGCUCUGAAAGCUACAGAAGCCAGAAUAGCUUCAGGAACAUUUCAGGCUACAAAGGUACUGGACAAAGAUGCUGAUUUUUCAGUUCAGCAGGUGGAUAAAGAGCUGAGUGCUACCAGUCGUAAGCCACAGAGAGUCCAUAGAACAUUCCCUGCUGGCCCAGGAAAAUCACCGGAUUUACCUCUUCCAGUGGAAGUACCAACAGAUGUUUCGUUGAACAUCCAGGAGGAUCUCACUGCACUCUUACCAGAAGAAGCUCAGGCAGAACUGUCGCAGAUAACUAAUUACAGGAGACAAGGGCCUCUCUGUAUACAGGAGCCAGUAUGUCCUGUGUCCUCCCUGCGGAGCUCAAGAGGGAGCCAUAACCCUGUGGACAGAGUUGAUGUUCUGAAAGAUCAGAGAUCUGAUCUCAUAAGGGAGCACCCUAGAGGAUGUGAUUCCGGUAACUUCAUGGGACGUCAAGGCCGGAUCAAACAUGUAGAGUUUCAAGGAGUAGAGAUUUUGUGGACAGGAGAGAAGGCGGAGACCCAGCAUCCUGUAGGCACUGAGACAAUACCAGAAAGGACAGCUUCUCCUAUGAGCAAGGACCUUGCCCAAGGGCCAAGCCAUUACAGCUCAGCUGCUGGUUUGUGCAGCAAUUCUGUUAAUUUAGUUGGGAAUGUCUGGGAUGAAACCUGGAAAGUUCCUUCAGCAAGGCCUGGCACGAGCAUAGGGACAUUGUCCCCUGUGCCUCUUGGUGAGAGUGGAGAGGAUGAAGUCUUCCUGAGGGAAAGCAAAGAACACCUUGAGAAGAACCUUGACAUUCAGGGAGAUAAAGAAAGGUUUCUCGAACAAGAGGAGCACCUUAGGGGAGGAGGAGAGGAUGAUAUUCUCGGGCCCGGGUAUAUGGAGGACUCCACUGAUGUGUACAGCAGCCAGUUUGAAACCAUCCUGGACAGCACCUCCUUAUACUACAGUGCAGAGUCGCUGGAGACGCUGUACUCAGAGCCUGACAGCUAUUUUAGCUUUGAAAUGCCGCUGACUCCUAUGAUCCAGCAGCGCAUUAAAGAAGGCGGCCAGUUCUUGGAGAGGACCUCUGUGGGAGGACGUCAGGAUGUCCUGAGUGUGUCAGCAGAUGGCGGGAUAGUGAUGGGCUAUUCUCCGGGGAUCACCAAUGGACUGGGACUGCAUGACUCUGCUAACUCUGUCUACACGAAAGGCCCUCAAGAGAUUGCCUUCUGGGGAAGUGGCGACCAUAGCCAUGCUGAGGUGAAAACACAGCCAGAUGCUCAUUCUGAAAUGGGGAGCACCGAAAUUCUGGAGAAAGAGACCACAGAAAGUCUCAGUAAUGGUACUAACAGCAACGUGGAAGCAGCUAAACGAUUGGCCAGACGCUUAUACCAUCUAGACAGAUUCAAAAGAUCAGACGUUGCAAAACAUCUAGGCAAAAAUAAUGAAUUUAGCAAACUAGUUGCAGAAGAGUAUUUGAAAUUUUUCGAUUUCACAGGGAUGACGCUGGAUCAGUCUCUCAGGUAUUUCUUUAAAGCAUUUUCUCUUGUGGGAGAAACCCAGGAGCGUGAAAGAGUAUUAAUACAUUUCUCCAAUAGAUAUUUUUAUUGUAAUCCAGACACUAUCACCUCACAAGAUGGAGUCCAUUGCCUCACGUGUGCUAUGAUGCUGCUCAACACAGAUCUGCAUGGCCAUAAUAUUGGAAAGAAGAUGACCUGCCAAGAGUUCAUUACAAAUCUCCAAGGAGUAAAUGAAGGUGUGGAUUUCUCCAAGGAUCUCCUGAAAGCCUUGUACAAUUCAAUCAAGAAUGAGAAGCUUGAAUGGGCAGUAGAUGAUGAAGAGAAAAAAAAAUCUCCCUCAGAAGGUACUGAUGAGAAGGCUAAUGGAACACACCCAAAGACUAUCAGUCGUAUUGGGAGUACAACUAACCCAUUUCUGGACAUUCCUCAUGACCCAAAUGCUGCUGUAUACAAAAGUGGAUUUUUGGCUCGCAAAAUCCAUGCAGAUAUGGAUGGAAAGAAGACUCCCAGAGGAAAGCGGGGAUGGAAAACCUUCUAUGCUGUCCUGAAGGGAACCGUUCUGUACUUACAAAAGGAUGAAUAUAAACCAGAGAAGGCUUUGUCAGAAGAAGACUUGAAAAAUGCCGUGAGUGUGCACCACGCCCUAGCAUCCAAGGCAACUGAUUACGAGAAGAAGCCGAACGUGUUUAAACUCAAGACUGCCGACUGGAGGGUCUUGCUCUUCCAAACCCAGAGUCCAGAGGAAAUGCAAGGCUGGAUAAGCAAAAUUAACUGUGUUGCAGCUGUAUUUUCUGCUCCACCAUUCCCAGCAGCCAUUGGCUCUCAGAAGAAGUUUAGCCGCCCACUUCUGCCAGCUACCACAACAAAAUUAUCCCAGGAGGAACAGCUGAAAUCCCAUGAAAGCAAGCUGAAGCAGAUCACGACUGAGCUGGCUGAGCACCGCUCAUACCCCCCAGACAAGAAGGUCAAAGCCAAGGAUGUGGACGAGUACAAGCUCAAAGAUCACUAUCUGGAGUUUGAGAAAACCCGUUAUGAAAUUUAUGUCAACAUUCUGAAAGAAGGAGGCAAGGAGCUCCUGGGUACAGAAGGAAACGAGGCAGUGGGACUAAAGAAGUCACACUCAAGUCCUUCCCUGAACCCAGAUGCAUCUCCGGUUACUGCCAAGGUCAAGCGCAACGUGUCAGAGAGAAAGGACCACCGACCUGAAACACCGGGCAUUAAGCAAAAAGUUACUUAGAAUCUGUCCACGGCCAGGAAGUGCUGGUCAUGGAGCAAAAAGAGGUUUUCAAGAUCUUUCUGGUAAUCCGUGAAUAUAUUUAAACAACUAGUCUGUGACUAAACGGUGCAUUAGUGACCUUUUAUAUUGUAUAUUUUUGUUAGUUUCUGUACAGAUGUCUUUGCUCUUGAGUUUCUUGCUUUGAGGAUUUGGGCAACUUUAUAGCUAAUGCACCUUUUGUGAGGAGCAGAGGAUUGCAGAUCCUUUCUCCUUCCGCUUUCUCUUAUUUGCACUUCUGCACAGUUAUUUUAUGUAUUUCCAGUCAACUGUUGUACUUUUUUUUAGGUUUAAAUUUUUACUCCAUUGUGAAAUACAUAACUGGACAAGCAUUGUGCUUUAGUAAAUCCUAGACUUUCCGUGUGAAGUCCUGCCCAGUCACGGGGGCAACGUUGAAUGCUCAUAGAUGUUCUCAUCUGCUUGGCAGUGCUGGGAGGCCAGGUGUUCCAGGGUGGUGCACUUCAUUCAUCCUGGCCCCUGUUGUUCAGUGCUGGACACAGGAAAAAGGGACCACGAAGAUGACAGGACUGGAGGGAGACCUUAGGAGGCACAGGAGUCUGCCUCAGGUGUGGAUUCCUUUCCAGCCACACGGGAAAGCAGAUGUGGAGUCAUCUUGCCUGAAGGGAGGCUGAGGGCGAUUGAUACCAAGCUACUUCUGUUUUCUGAAGGAUGGUGGCAGUAAUCAGCCCUUUGGGAGCUGCGAGCUGCAGCUGUAUGGUGUGUGUUCUUCUAUAGGAAUGUGUUACCUCACUCCCAUGGAAUCUAAACUAGGAAUCAGAAUCAUCUCUGUCAUUGUUACCCUUCCAGCCAGGAAUAGAUUCAUUUUCGCAUAGAUGUGCAGGCAAUGAUCAUGUCCUGGUUGAAACAAAAUAAUGUAGAAAAUGGAUGCCCCCGCCCCUUUUUUUUUCUUUGCUACAUCAGGACAACUAAGGAGCAAACACAACUGCAGUUCUUCCUCAGUCAGUCUGGCCAUAGUGACUGAAGACGGGGGAAUCUGAUCAUUUGUGUGCCGUUCCUUAGCUUAUUCUCAUCUCCGUCUCUGUAGCCAUCUUACUCAGUCUUUAUUGCAAUUGCUAUGGCUUCACCGUACUGUCAAACAGCCCCUUUAAAGUCCAAGGUCUGAAGUAGAGUAGUGCCUGUAGAGGAAGAGAAAGGAAUAGAAAAGGUGAGUUUCCUCUAUGGCUCAAAACUCUCAGGUUUCCAGCCUUGAAACUGUAUUCUCCAAAACUAUCUUCCCUACCACAUAUCUUCAAAACUAAGAGGAUGACUUUUGAAUAUUCUUAUUGUCCUUACACAUUUUCUCUGUUUCUGAUUGGUUAGCCGAAGGUACUAUGACCAGAGAAUCAGCUGCUCUUGCAUGAAUAGCAUGAUUCCAGUAAGUUAGAGAAAGCCCGUUAGAGAAUCACGGUAGUUUAUAGAGGCAUCUCGUUAGAAUAUCCUAGCAUUUAGUUACAGGAUUAGGUAUUAACCUGCACCUCUUUCCACUCUGUACAUGUCUCUCUUGCCUGUGUCCAGGAAUAGGAACUCCUAGCUGCUUGUUUCAUGGCAUUUUGCCACACUAUUGAAAGACUUCUUUUUAACUUCUAUCUUGUUUAGGUGAAGGCAGUUGACUUAAUUUAUAUUUCAGAACCAUGAAGCUGACAUGGGGAGUUGCCAUUGUGGUUCAUGUACCUGAACUAUUUCAUAGCUUCCUACUGAAUCCAAUAUUUCCUGAGCAAGUUGCCUUUCUUUUGAUGAAUUAUCAGUGUCUGCUUUUUGCCUAAGUAUUUGUAGUCCCUGAAGGGAAAGAGGUACCAAGACCUUUGAGUCUUGAGCAUCAUCUUUGAGCAUCAGUAGCUGAAGAACAGUGAACAUGUUUGAGUGUUUGUCCAGAGUGUGUGUCUAUAUGUGUAUAGAAUGUUUGUGCGUUCUUACCUAGAUUAUCUAGUAUACAUUGAAUGGUACCUUGCUGCAGAGUUUCUGGCAUGGAGAACAGUCUGGGAAUACCCAUAGCAUCAGCACUGCCAUGGUCCCUACUACAGGACUCACAGGUGUUGACUCCAGAACUUAAGGUCGUGCUUAUAGAUAAUCAGAUAGCAAAGUCACUUUCAAAGCUGUGGACUAUGGUGUCUGCAUGAUUUAUCUUGAAAAAUAACUAUAGCAUUCUUCUGGGAGGUAGAAUCUCGGCCUGCCCCAGUGUAAUGCAGUGUAAGCCUUAGGGGGAUAGGCUUAAAAUGUGUCUUCCCCAAGGCUUCUGGAAGGAUGCUGCCUGCUAAGAAGGCACAGCAGGCUGUUUAGCCUAUGGUAGGAAACACCUCUGAUCCGAUGGGACUCUGGUCCAUAGCCAAGCCCUUUCCACGCAGUAUUUAGUCGUAAGAAAUGGAAGGUGGUCCUUAGUACAGCUACUCUAAGCCUGUUGCCCAGCGCACGGUACAGGGAGCUCUCCUCCCCCUGCUUUCCAUGGUACUUCAUCCUACCCCACCUAUACCGACAUUCAUCCCUACCUCAGUGCCCUGGAGCCUUGGAGUUCCUCUCCAUAUGAUAAAUAUUAUCUGCUUUACAUUAAUACCCUUAAUAAUGAUUUUCAGUGUAGAGGGUCUCAAGUCAUCCAAAGCUGAUGGUGAUAGUCUUGUUGUAAACUGACCCUGUAUAAAAUGUGUAUAUUGUGGGGUUUGCCCUACCUCACACGCUGACUUCUAAAAAGGGUUGCCAGGAACUCAAUUUUAGAGAUUAAAAUCUAUUCACUACCACUCAGAGUCCUUGUUUUAUUGGUAUAUCAUUGUCAUUACUGAAAUGUCCUUUUAAAAAAAUAUAUCACUUACCUAACUCUGAGUAAGGUCUAAUUAAGCCAAGUGUUACUUAUAUACAUUUCAAUUAAUCAUAGUGAAACCAGUAUGUGGGGGAGUACUCUGGUCAAAACAAUUUACAGAUGGUGUGUAGCUUUUUAAAUUGCUCUUAGGUAAAUAAGAUGGAGCCAUUUUCUCAUGCAACAAUCUCGUGAAGUUUGUAAGGCACUCGGUGUCCCUCCAUUGACUUCCCUCAUGCUGAAGGUGAGGACUGUUUUCCAGGAAAAUGUAAAUGUGAGGGGUUCUGGAAGAGAAGAUCUCGCUUGUUUUUAAAGGCCCAGCUAGAUUUGUGUUAUAGUCUACUUGGGAAACUGAGUGCAGGAAGUCACACUCCUUUGCCUUCUGCCCUUUAUCAUGUAGAGAGCAAGGAUAAGGGGCCAUGCUCUGAAAUAAGGAAGGACCAUCCUGAAAUGCAUGCCCCGUCUGCCUUAUUGAUUAGAAGUCAGUCAUACCUCUUUUGUCUUCCCAAGCUAGAGAGGCUUUGAUGAAGCUAACUGUAGACGGAAUUUUAAUUCUUUGUUAUUUUUUCUAGUCAGCAUCAGUUAAGCCUCCCUUGACAUUAAUUUUCUUAGUUUUGAACAUUUGGCUUAGCUUUUAUGGAUGCAAGAUUUUAUCAGGUCAGUAGCUCCCUUCCUGGUUUUAUCAGAGAAUAAUUCCUUUGCAAGUUCAGGUGACAGUGUGCUCUUCCUGUGGAAAGCUCACACUAGACCCCAAGUAGAAUUGUAGCAUCAGUGAAACCUGGACUCUGGUUCAAGAACAGUGAUGCAGCUUGGGGUUUGAGUUGCAUCCGUUUUUGUGUCCAAGCUUUGUGUCUCUCAGACAGAAACAGAACAGUCAACUUUGUAGGCAGAGCAUCUCCCUUGCUCCAGGACUUCUAGAGCAGCAGAAAUCCCCCCACUCACUUUUGACAUCUGCUGCCAUCUUGCCAUCCAGAGGAUGUUAUCGAUCCAUAUAAAAUAAUCCCUGAUCUAUUGCUGAGGUCCUUUGUCAGUGCAUAUCCUUCCAGACUCCUCCUCCAUGCUUCACACCUAACAAGACUGACAUCUGAGGUCAUUCACAUUCUGCAUCUGUGGAGUGGGCAUCUUAGAACCAUCAACCCAUUGCAUGUGGAAAGAAUGUCAGUAAAUACUUGAAUCUGCAUGGCAGUUUGCUGGUUGUAUGCAAGAGCAAGGAAAAAAGCAAGUUACUUGUACAUACAGUAGGUUUCCUUAGGUCUUGUGGGCACAUCCUUUAUAAUUUAUAUGUAUAUCUGUUAUAGUGAAUAUUUGGAGAAAUGUUUGUAUAGAUAGUAUGUCACAUGUCAAAGGAAAUGCUUUCUGUCGCCCGCUAAUGUUGUAUUUGUGGGUAUUUAUAGUUGUAUGUAUGUGCAUAAAUGUGUAGAUUGUGUAUCAGUAUAUGGUAUAUGUAUGUUGAAAUUAUUUUUGUCAAUAACAACCAUUAUAAUAUAAAAAGAACGUUUAAAAACCUCAUAGGAAUGAUUAUAUAGUACAGUUGUUGAGAGCUCAUAUAGUGGUAUUGUUUUAUUAAACUUAAAUUCAAAUAAUAUUUUGAUUAAAUUUUUAAUAAGACUUUACAACAGAAGAUUCCAUCUUUAAGCUUUGAAUUACCAGGGCAAAAAUUACUUUGAAGUAAACUUGUGAAUCUAUUGAGGUGUACAGUGUGCAAUACAAUGAGAACUUAUUAUAAUUUGGGAACUCCAGAAGUGUGGGGAAAGCCAGCCUGGGCAGUCUUAGUAUCCUUAGUAUUAAGAGCACUUAAACAUAAAGUUGAGCUGAUAACUUUGGGCUUAUUACAAAAUGUGAUGCUUUUGAGCUCACGUUCUUUAUUGUUGUAAUUAGUCCAGAAAAAUACAUAGCUUUCCGAAGAACUACAUAAGUACCCAGUGUAUCUUUUAUGUACCAGUGUAUACUUUAGAGUAGAUCAAUCACUCUCCUGGUGCCACAUCCUUACCCCCUUUGUUAUAAAGGAAUAUUGCAGAUGAUACUGAAGUCUAUCAGGGCAUCCCAAGAUCGGGUACUGUAUUCCAGGUUCGCAAUUGCACAAUUAACAGCUAGUGUCACAGGUAAAAGGACUUUAGGAACAAGUUAAAACUUUAUUUAAUAUUUUUAUACUUCAGUCUCCUUUUCCUGACUCUCCCCAAAGAAGAGCCACUGGCCUUAGUUGUUUGAUGUUAUUGCUUAUAUUAUAGAGUGUAAAUAGUAACUAGAGACUACAGUUUUAUCAACCAGCAUGUUUGGUAUAUUUAAAGCAGUGACUGGGUGUGUUUGAGUGAGCGGUUGGCUGCAGUGUCUUUUGUUUGAACACACUGCCUCGUGUCUUCAUGUCUGAGUCGGAGAAUUGGAACUGCAGGGUCUGAGACCACCAGCUCCAGGCUGCAGACCCAUAUGGGCAGUUACACUUGAGUUUUGUUUUUAUUAACUCUUCAUUCUCGAACUAUUUUUACAAAUAUAUAUUUCUCAAUUUGUUCUUUACGUGUGGUGCGCUGGCUCUGUGGCUGAUGAGCAGGGAUUCUGUGAGAAUAUUUCCUGCUAAGGAUUACUUGUGAUUUGCAGAAAACACAGCCAUUUGAUUCAGAAAUCACACAGAAAAUGAGUAGUGGAAAUCAAGUAUAUUUUAGGCCAUAGUUACUUGAAAUGUUUGGAUUUUAAUAUAAAGCCAUGGAAGUUGUAAAGCCAAGUAACCAUUGACAUGGAUAAUAAUCUUCACUCUAGAGAGUAUAUAUCCAUAGUGAAUUUUUCUGUCAUUAGAAUACUUUUUUUAAGCUUUAGGAAUAAGAGUAAUUAGACCAAAUUGAAGUGGAAGGGUAAGCUGGCUGUUUUCCACUUGGGGUCGCCAUGUAUGUGUUAAAUCUUCUAAGAGAGUCACUGUUAACUGUUCUCUUGGGUGUUUAAGGAGAAAAUUGAUGUGCCAAGGAACUCAUCUGUGGAGAGAGAGAGAGAGAGAGAAAGAGAGAGAGAGAGAGAGAGAAGAGCACUUUAAGUUAUACAAAUGUAUGACCUAAAGACACGUGAGGGGCAGAGUAUUAUAAAGAAAUAGUGAACAGAAGUGGUGUAAACUGUAUCACAGAUGUGUCCCAAAAACCAGGGAAGACUGAUGGAGUCCUGCUGUUUGACUGAGUGGCAUCACAUUUUUGAGACAUGGGGCUGGGGACACAUGCCAUGUCUUUCCUGGUGGACCACCAACUUGAAGUCUUUCUUGUGACUCCCAGAUAGUGGCUCUCCAGCACCCCUCCCCCGCUAGCACUCUGCAGACCAUUUAUUUAAGAGGGCAGUUUAAAUGGAGAAGCCUUAUUACCUUCAGAGCCCCAAGUGUGGAUUGCCUGCCCUGGCUUCUCAGCUGUAGGUGAGAGAGCUUGCCCUGGAGUGUGCUAAACGGCUGAGCACUUAUCCUUAGGCCGGGGUCUUCAGGAUGAAUGUAGGCAGGAACCCUAAUAUAAUGUGCUUUUGCAGGGGAGAGUUCAGCUCUCACUAGCAGUAACAUAACAAUAAGCUCCUUGUCUUCAAUUCUGAAAGCACUGGUGGAUGGAGAAAACUUUGGAGGUUUGCUUUGUGUUUCCCCGUCAGUCUACAUAGCCUUUGAACACACCGGUUAAACCCCAGCCACGGGCUCCAUGAAGGAUCCCAUAGCAGGUCUGAGGCACUAUGCUGAGCCCUUACCAUGGGCAGUGGGGAGCAGGGUGAUCUCCCCACUCCGGAGCUUCUCCUUGGCCUUUUACUCUGCUCGGGCUUCUGCUCAACAGCAGGUAUAUCCUGGGUCCUGGACUAUUAGGAAUCCAGCCGUCCCAGUGGCUUGACCCUGUGCAGGCAAGAUAUCAACUCUGAGAGUGACUUGGUCGUGGAGGGCGGCACAGUGUAAAGGAUGCUCAGCUUGAAGCUAAGAUGGCAUUCUGUCUUUUUGAGAAACAGAUGGGCACAUUGAGUUCUGUUCACUGUCAGCUGAUAUCUUUCCCUUUGCUCUCAGAUUUCCGGAAAUGGAUACGAGUUCAUUUCUGUGGGAAGGGUCAAGAAACAUAAAAUUGCUCAACAGUGCUCUGUUCACGUGAAAGUUGUUGAGCAAAGGCCGACAUGCCUCCCUGCACUCUCUUCUACCUCAAGUGUUUGGAAUUCGCUUCUGGAAGAGACAUUAACACAAAGAAGAGCCCAUGUUGUCAGCCUUGGCUUGUGGGAUGCACUUAAGGGUGGCUGUUUCUAGCUUUGAAGAUAAGACAGGCACCGGGCUUUUGUGGCCUAUCCCUGGCUCUGUUCACUGUGGCUCCCACUGAUUGACAAUGCGUAACAUUCCUCUACCUUCAAAGUUUUCUCCACCAGUUGUUUCUGUGUCCCUGCAGAUUGCAAAAGUAAUUAGUGGCAAAAUCAUAGCCUCCCCUUUUCAGUGGCCAAAAAGUCAGCGUUAGCAGACCUGGGAAAGCUAGUGGUACCACACCGUGUACUGAGAACCUACCUGUUCCUUAUCACACACCAGACUCAGAAAUGCCACUUCCAGCUUGUGGCAUUCAUGGUGGUAGUCUUUUGAAUGGAACAGUAAUUUAUGUGGAUAUUGUUAAAGUGUUUAAAGAAUAUUUUGAAAAUUGAGUUUACAUUUUACAAUUGCUUUAUUUUUAUUGAAAUGACUGUAUAUAAAUAUUGCCCUAUGUCACUGUUAUUAAAGUAAACUUAGCCCUCCUAGACAGGCGGGUCAACUGUGUAGAAGCUGUGAUGUAGACAGUACAUUUCUCUCGUGUGUGAGGCCAUGAGGAGACCUGUCCCUGUGGUUUUAUAAGUUGAGGGUAUUUUGUUGUUUCAUAACAACAAGAUUUAUUGCAUUUGAAAUGAUUUUUAUGUCAUGGGAAUCAUGCCAACAGUGAAGGAUUACAAUAUGGUAUAUGUAAAUGUACAAACUUUAGAAAGAAAUAAAUACAACAAAUUUCA